This is a messenger RNA of Klebsormidium nitens, 1104 nucleotides long. Lineage: Eukaryota; Viridiplantae; Streptophyta; Klebsormidiophyceae; Klebsormidiales; Klebsormidiaceae. The record is from the annotation of a GenBank genome assembly.
AUGGGAAUCCGAGCCAAUAGGACCGGUGACUCUGCAACCGAGAAGGAGCGCUCAGAUGAUGCAGAAACGAAAGGACUGCACGUUUCCAGCACACUGGACAUAGAUAGCAUUCAAACAGGAACGUUGGCGCAGGAACGAAAGCAGCCGCCGAAGAAGAUGCCAUUCCUGCUGCGCUUCCGCGUGACGGCUUUCGGCAUGAAUCUAGGCAUCGGCAGCCAGACAGUGCUUUGGCAGCAGCUCACAACCCUUCCGGCGACUCGCUUCCUCCACAUCCCCAGCGGAAUUCCGCUCGGGAUCUGGUGCGCCGGAGUGGUGCUCCUUCCGAUCACGUCGGUCACGUACCUCCUUAAGUUCCUCAUCUGGCCUCAGGCGGUUCGUCUCGAGUUUCGCCCGAUCCGCACCAACUUUCUGAUCGCCCCUUGGUGGGCAGCUCUCCUGCUGUGCUUGGGGGCCCCGGGGGAGAUCACCGACCGCAUCUACGGGCCGGGAAAGACGAUACACUGGGGCGUCGCGCUUGGCUUCACAAUCCCCCUUCUGGCCUGGGAGAUUCUGCUGUACAGUCGAUGGAUCUAUGCGUGCGAGGGCAGGCUCGGAGCGACCGCUACUGCAGCCACUCAGAUCGCUUACGUUGGCAACUUCGCAUCGGCGCUCGCUUUCGCGGGGGCGGGGUGGCGCGAUCCCGCGCUCUUCAUGUUUUCGUUCGGAAUUCUUCACUGGGUGGUCGUUUUCACCACCGUUUACAUGCGGCCGAGCGAAUCGCAGCGCCUCCCUCCCCCCCUCGGCCCGCUAUACCUCCUGUUCAUCAGCCCCCCCGCGAUGGCGGCUACAGCCUGGUCAAAGAUUCAGGGGCCCGGCCAUUUCGACAGCCUGUCCAAAGGGUUCGCAUUCAUCGCAUUGGGGCUUUUCGUGGUUCUGGCCACGCGCGCACACUUGGUGCUGCGCAUUACCUUCUCGCUUGCGUGGUGGGCUUUCGUCUUCCCGCUCUCCACCACCGCAGUCGCCUUCUUUUACUACGCUGACUCAGUAACUAACUCGUCGCAAAAGUGGGUAGUCACGGGGAUUGCUCUCUUCUUUUGGGCGCUUUUUAGGGUUUUAGGGUUUUAG